UGAUUAAUUAUAACCAGAACGGCAGAAAUCAGUACAGGACUACAGGAGUUAGGUGUAGCGACGGUAGCGGUCCGGCAGUCCAGUGUAGCAGUCAGCCGAGAGGAGACUCGCUGGAGUGGAGAGCAGGCGGGCAGCAGUAGCACAGAGCAGUCGCGGUCUCGGUUCUCACAGAGCAGGGCUGCAGUGGAGACUCGCUGGUCGAGGACUGGAGGUCGCGAUUCUUGCCGUCGCUCGUCGGUGGUCGCAGCCGCCAGCCGGGCAGUCGCAGGAGUGAAACGCGAAGGAGAUGCGGAAUUAGGGAUUUCAAAUUAAAGGUCGCAAGUUACAACCCCACCCUAAUUGCAAGUAACUUUCUCAGAGUGAUACUGGCACUAGUGAUACAAGCCUGCAACCUCAUAAUCUUUAUCUGACGGAAAGCCUUCUCCCUCACAACUGCAAAGCUUAGUUGAAAGCAAAGAGAAUCACAACCAUGGGAACCUCAGUGCAGGUGAAGCCAUUGUGUGGAGUGUAUAACGAAAACCCUCUCUCCUACCUUGUCUCCGUUGAUGGCUUUAACUUCCUUAUUGACUGUGGUUGGAAUGACCACUUUGAUACCUCUCUUCUCCAACCCCUGUCCAGGGUAGCGUCAACAGUGGAUGCCGUGCUGCUCUCGUAUCCAGACACCCUUCACCUUGGUGCCCUGCCCUAUGCCAUGAAACACUUUGGAUUAGCUGCUCCUGUUUACGCCACUGAACCUGUUUAUAGAUUAGGAUUAUUAACUAUGUAUGAUCAAUAUCUCUCGCGUAAGCAAGUGUCCGAUUUUGAUUUGUUUACUCUGGAUGACAUUGAUUUUGCAUUCCAAAGUGUCACCAGAUUAACCUACUCUCAGAACUAUCAUAUGUCCGGGAAAGGUGAAGGAGUUGUCAUUGCUCCACAUGUAUCUGGUCAUCUACUAGGUGGUACAGUCUGGAAGAUAACAAAAGAUGGGGAAGAUGUUAUAUAUGCUGUUGACUUUAAUCAUCGCAAAGAAAGGCUUUUAAAUGGAACCAUUUUAGAGUCUUUUGUUCGCCCUGCUGUCCUAAUUACUGAUGCCUAUAAUGCUUUGAGCAACCAGCCUUCAAGACGUCAGAGGGAUCAAGAAUUUCUAGAUAGCAUUGAGAAGACUCUAAAUGCUGGUGGAAAAGUAUUACUACCUGUAGAUACUACUGGUCGUGUAUUGGAACUCAUUUUGUUGCUAGAGCAGCACUGGCAUCAAAAGGGUUUGAGCUAUUCCAUCUUUUUUCUCACAUAUGUUGCAUCAAGUACAAUUGACUAUGUCAAGAGCUUCCUUGAGUGGAUGAGUGAUUCAAUAGCCAAGUCUUUUGAGGACAGACGAGAUAAUGCUUUUGUUUUGAAGCAUAUCACACUUUUGGUAAACAAGAGUGAGCUUGAAAAGUUGCCAGAAGGUCCCAAGGUGGUUCUGGCAUCCAUGGCAAGUCUAGAGGCUGGAUUUUCACAUGAUAUAUUUGUUGAAUGGGCUACUGAUACAAGGAAUCUUGUUUUAUUCACCGAAAGAGGGCAGUUUGGCACACUAGCACGUAUGCUUCAGUCUGAUCCACCUCCUAAAGUAGUUAAAGUUACCAUGUCAAAGAGGAUACCUUUGGUUGGAGAAGAGCUAGCUGCUUAUGAGGAGGAGCAAAAUAGGGUAAAGGAGGAAGCUCUCAAAGCUAGUAUGGUUAAAGAUGAAGAAUCAAAAGCAUCUCUUGGAGUUGACACUCUUACGAGUGACCCAAUGGUCAUUGAUUCAUCUAAUGUCAAACAUACUUCAUUAAAUGCUAUCAGUCUACAAGUUGGUCCUUACAAGGAUGUAUUGAUUGAUGGAUUUGUUCUACCUUCUUCUAGUGUCGCACCAAUGUUUCCCUGCUAUGUUAAGUCCUCUGAUUGGGAUGAUUUUGGUGAAGUCAUCAAUCCUGAUGAUUAUGUCAUCCAGGAAGAACAUACGGAGCUAUCAUUGAUACCUGUUGAUGGAGAUCUUCAUGGAAAACUUGAUGAGGGAUCUGCUAGCCUGAUAUUUGAUACUACACCAUCAAAAGUUGUAUCUUCUGAGUUAACUGUCCAAGUCAAGUGUUCCUUGGUUUACAUGGAUUUUGAAGGGCGCUCUGAUGGUCGUUCAAUUAAAUCUAUUCUUGCCCAUGUUGCUCCCUUAAAGCUUGUUUUGGUACAUGGCACAGCUGAAGCAACAGAGCAUUUGAAACAACAUUGUCUGAAGCAUGUAUGCCCACAUGUUUAUGCUCCCCAAAUUGAAGAAACGAUUGAUGUUACUUCAGAUUUGUGUGCUUAUAAGGUGCAACUAUCCGAGAAAUUAAUGAGCAAUGUGCUGUUUAAGAAACUUGGAGACUAUGAAGUAGCAUGGGUUGAUGCUGAAGUGGGGAAAACAGACACUGGCAUGUUGUCUUUACUUCCUCUUUCAGAUCCCGCUCCACCACAUAAGACGGUACUUGUUGGAGACCUAAAACUCUCAGAUUUCAAGCAGUUUCUUGCAAGCAAGGGUGUGCAGGUAGAAUUUGCAGGUGGAGCCUUACGGUGUGGGGAGUAUGUGACUUUGCGAAAAGUAGGAGAUGCAAGCCAAAGGGGGGGUGGUGCUGCUGCUAUACAACAUAUCAUUCUUGAGGGGCCACUUUCUGAAGAAUAUUACACAAUUCGGGAGUAUUUAUAUUCACAAUUUUAUUCCCUCUAAAUCUGAGUGAGAAGAGAACUUCAUUCUCAGGGGAAUUUGAUAUGUUCAAGUUUGACUUAUAUAUAUUUCGCUCUAGGCUGGCCGGAAUGUAUCACAUCACACUAUCACAGUCACAGGUAUGCAUUUGCCUAUUAAGAAGAAUUGUAUACAUUCAAUCACCUCAACUCCCUGAGAAGGUGUGUAUUGUAAUGUUACACUCAAUUGAUUUCAAUUGUAUACGUGCACACCUUUUUUU
Ipomoea triloba (trilobed morning glory) is the source of this 2930-nucleotide messenger RNA. RefSeq names its product cleavage and polyadenylation specificity factor subunit 2. The transcript is spliced from 20 exons. The record is from RefSeq and is a predicted model, not a curated record. Gene Ontology annotation, molecular function: RNA binding. Gene Ontology annotation, cellular component: mRNA cleavage and polyadenylation specificity factor complex. Gene Ontology annotation, biological process: mRNA 3'-end processing by stem-loop binding and cleavage. Bases 470 to 2695 code for a protein of 741 amino acids. Lineage: Eukaryota; Viridiplantae; Streptophyta; Magnoliopsida; Solanales; Convolvulaceae.